GCGCGGCUCCCGCUCCAGGCGCGACCCGGCGCUGGGGAUGCUCCUGUCCAAGAUCAACUCGCUGGCCCACCUGCGCGCCGCGCCCUGCAGCGACCUGCACGCCCCCAAGCUGGCGCCCGGCAAGGACAAGGAGCCCCUGGAGUCGCAGUACCAGGUGGGCCCGCUCCUCGGCAGCGGCGGCUUCGGCUCCGUCUACUCGGGCGUCCGCGUCGCCGAUAACUUGCCGGUGGCCAUCAAGCACGUGGAGAAGGACCGCAUCUCCGACUGGGGGGAGCUGCCCAAUGGCACCCGCGUGCCCAUGGAGGUGGUCCUGCUCAAGAAGGUGAGCUCGGGCUUCUCGGGCGUCAUCCGCCUCCUCGACUGGUUCGAGCGGCCCGACAGCUUCGUGCUGAUCCUGGAGCGGCCCGAGCCGGUGCAGGACCUCUUCGACUUCAUCACGGAGCGCGGCGCCCUGCAGGAGGAGCUGGCCCGCAGCUUCUUCUGGCAGGUGCUGGAGGCCGUGCGGCACUGCCACAGCUGCGGGGUGCUGCACCGCGACAUCAAGGACGAGAACAUCCUCAUCGACCUGCACCGCGGCGAGCUCAAGCUCAUCGACUUCGGGUCGGGGGCGCUGCUCAAGGACACGGUCUACACGGACUUCGACGGGACCCGGGUGUAUAGUCCUCCAGAGUGGAUCCGCUACCAUCGCUACCACGGCAGGUCUGCUGCUGUCUGGUCUCUGGGGAUCUUACUGUAUGAUAUGGUCUGUGGAGAUAUUCCUUUUGAGCAUGAUGAGGAGAUCAUCAGGGGCCAAGUUUUCUUCAGACAGAGGAUCUCUUCAGAGUGUCAGCAUCUCAUUAAGUGGUGCUUGUCCCUGAGACCAUCUGAUCGGCCAUCCUUCGAAGAAAUCCAGAACCAUCCAUGGAUGCAAGACGUCCUUCUGCCCCAGGAAACGGCUGAGAUCCAUCUCCACAGCCUGUCAUCAGGACCCAGCAAAUAGCAGCUUCUCUAGCAAGCGCUCCCUUUCCUCCCCAGUGCUCCAGGGAGGGGAAUCUUCUGUUUCCAGCUUCCCAAAUUACCAGUGACACUUCUCGCCAAGCAGGACAGUGCUUGAUACAGGAACAAUAUUUACAACUCAUUCCAGACCCCAGGCCCCUGGAGGCUGCCUCCCAACAGUGGGGGAAGAGACUGGCUCCAGGUGUCCAGGCCCCCACUCGUAGAUGCUCUCCUAGGAGUCCAGUGUGGCUGGACUGGCAAAAUCCCCGGGGGUGGG
This is a messenger RNA of Suncus etruscus (white-toothed pygmy shrew), 1252 nucleotides long. It is a transcript of the gene PIM1, whose product is annotated as Pim-1 proto-oncogene, serine/threonine kinase. Gene Ontology annotation, molecular function: protein serine/threonine kinase activity; ATP binding. Gene Ontology annotation, biological process: protein autophosphorylation; negative regulation of apoptotic process. The record is from RefSeq and is a predicted model, not a curated record. NCBI's taxonomy places the organism in Eukaryota, Metazoa, Chordata, Mammalia, Eulipotyphla, Soricidae. The transcript has 6 exons. The coding region runs from base 38 to 979 and encodes 313 amino acids. Gene Ontology annotation, cellular component: cytoplasm.